This is a messenger RNA of Hyla sarda, 3875 nucleotides long. RefSeq lists its product as uncharacterized. The record is from RefSeq and is a predicted model, not a curated record. NCBI's taxonomy places the organism in Eukaryota, Metazoa, Chordata, Amphibia, Anura, Hylidae. Gene Ontology annotation, molecular function: nucleic acid binding. The coding region runs from base 1879 to 3729 and encodes 616 amino acids. The transcript is spliced from 2 exons.
UCUUCAUAACCGAGGUGUUAAUUCACCUUUGCCCACCAUUAAUCAUAUUUUCUUUUUUAUUUUAGAUGUUAUUCCCUUGAUGUUUUGUAUUACACCAGUGUCACCAGUGCAGAUCUGAGGGCCAAUGUGGGUAACCCUGGCCUACCUGGUGUCUUGCAGUCCCUUUUGACCCAUGCGGGAAACCCGGGUUAUAUGAGGAGGUCUUUUUAGAUUUCUGCAAGUUUCUCCCUUCUUAAUCACUGGUAUGGUGAAAAAGGAGGUGUUCUGCCUUGGGGUGACGGUUCCCCCGUUUUCGGCAGCUAUACAGUCCAUUCCCGCGGAUACCAGGCGUCUCACGUGCGAUCCCGGCAUUUGCAUGGACGUCUAUGGGACUUCCGGUUUGGGCGCCAUCUUGUGAAUGGCAUUACGCGCAUCAGGCGCAGUCAGCAGAGACCGGAAGCGGAUGUGGAGCAACCGGAUGUGACGUGUCUCUGGUUUACGAGCGGAUGUCAAGCCCCGCCUCCUCUAAGAAGAAGAAGAUGAAGACAAAACACAGGGAGUGUGUCUCUUGCCAGCAGCCCCUCCCGGAUGAAUUAUCUGGAGAUUUAUGUGAAAUAUGCAAAGCUCAUUUGACUCCAUCUUCGAGUAAACGGAAGUCUUUAUGCAUCAGUUGUCUUCAUCCGUUACCAUCAGGCUCAGUUUCUACAGUUUGUAAAAGAUGUACUGAACCACAAGAAACCUCUGCCUUCCUUGAGGAUGCAAGAAGCUUUUUUUCUUGGUUCAAGUCUGAGUUUAGUUCUAGCUCAGGAGUCAGUCUGAAAAAUAAGAAAGAAGAACGUAAAGCAGAACCCUCUGCUUCUUCCUCAUCAGAGAACGCUUCAGCUCAGUCUGACUCCUCAGAUUCUGAAGAUAUUAUUACAGAAGAUUUUUUUCUUUUCAAGAAGGAGAAUGCGGGAAAAUUAAUUAGAGCAGUAAAACAUAUUAUGGAAUCUUCAAAGCAAAAGUUCAGGGAAGAUAAGGAGAGUCUCUUCUAUUUCCCCAAAAAACCUUCUGAGGUUUUGACAGGCCAUCCAGUCUUAAAAACUAUAGUGGAGAAAGAAUUUAAAAAACCAGACAGUAGGCUGGAAUUAGGUUCUAGAUUUAGAGCAGUAUAUAAGUUGGAUCCAUCUGAGUCUGAAUCCUGGGAGAACCCUGCUAAAGUGGAUCGACCUGUAGCCAGGUUAUCUAGAAGAACACUGCUACCCUCUGAGGAUUCUUCUAUACUUAAGGAUCCUAUGGAUAAGAAGACAGAUAUUCUGAUAAAACGUGCCUACUGUAAUACAGCUGCUUUAAUGAAAGCAUCCCUUGCUUCUGUACCUGUAACCCGGGCUAUUCGAGUCUGGCUGAGCCAACUUGGAAGAAAUAUUCAGGAGGGAAUUUCUAGAAUUGAUCUCUUGGAGGAAAUUGAUACAUUAAAGACUGCGGCGGAUUUCGCAUGUGAUCUCCCCCUAGACGUGACAAGAAUAUGUGCGAAGAACCUUGCAGUAUUAAAUUCAGCCAGAAGGGCUAUCUACCUUAAGCCAUGGCCAGGCGAUGCCUCAUCUAAGGUUAACUUCUGUGCACUACCGUUUGAAGCUGGUUUUCUAGUAGGAUCACAACUGGAGAGUAUCCUGGAAGCGGAGAAAGGAGAGAAGGCUCUGGCGUUUCCCUUCGCCAGACAGAGGAAGCAGUUCCAGCCCUUUAGAUUUCGCAAGACUGGUUUUAAAAGAAGACCGUAUCAAGAAAGAAGAUACAAUAAGAGAUUCCAAGAAAAUAGGAGAAGACAGCCGGAUCAAAAGCAACCAAAAACAGAAUUCUGACUACCUCAGGUCAGGUUCAGUAGGAGCAAGGCUGCUGAAUUUCUUUCCAGCCUGGCUGGAGAUGACUACAGACAAGUGGGUGCUAAAAAUUAUUGCAGAAGGUUACAGUCUAAAUUUCGUGUCAAUACCCCCCGAAAGGUUCAUCGUCAGCAGAGCGAAUUCUAUUGUUCAACUUCUUCUCAGAGAUUUUCUAAACAAGAGAGCCCUGGAACCUGUUCCACCAGAACAGCAAGGUUACGGAGUCUACUCACACGUCUUCCCCGUUCCAAAAUCAAACGGCAAAUGGAGAUUAAUCAUAGAUCUGCGAUACCUAAAUCACUAUUUAGCAAAGGAAAAAUUUCGCAUGGAAAAUGUAAGGUCCGCUACUCAUCUAAUUCAGCCUCACGACUGGAUGGUUUCAUUGGACUUAAUGGACGCUUAUUUGCAUGUCCCCAUAGAAGAAAAAUCCAGAAGAUUUCUGAGAGUUGCUGUGUUCCUAGACCAAAAAAUUCACCACUUCCAGUUUCGGGCCUUGCCCUUUGGCCUGACUUCGGCCCCAAGGGUAUUUACAAAGAUCGCAGUUACAGUCGUAGCUACCCUAAGACUACAAGGAAUACAAAUAAUACCAUAUUUAGACGAUUGGUUGCUUGUUGCAACCACCCAGGAACUCCUCCUACAACACUUACAGACAACUCUGAAUCUCCUGAACAGGCUUGGGUUUAUUCUCAAUCCCCAGAAAUCAGAACUUUCACCAACAAAAACAAAACGUUUCUUAGGCAUGAUAAUCAAUUCAGUAUGUCAGAAAGUCUUUCUUCCGGCGGAGAAACAGGACAAAAUCAUCCUUCAAGUGAAGACCCUGAUAAAGUCUCCCUCUACAUCCAUCAGGAGAGCGAUGCAGACACUGGGUUUAAUGACUGCAGCAAUAGACGCAGUGCCUUAUGCCAGGGCACACAUGAGGGAUUUACAGAGGGAAAUCCUUACAGUUUGGGACAGAGUUCCCAUUUCUCUGGACUCGACCAUCUCAUUGUCAGGGCACACCCGACUGAAGUUACGUUGGUGGCUGCAGAAGAACAACUUGAAUAUGGGGAAAAGUUUCAAACCUCAGAACCCUGUGGUGAUAACUACAGAUGCCUCCAGCCAGGGUUGGGGGGCCCACCUCGGAACCCAAUGGGUUCAAGGAGUUUGGUCAAGAGAAGAGUCUCAUUUAUCAUCCAACCUAAGAGAACUGAAAGCGAUCCGGUUAGCCAUAAUGCAUUUCUCUCCACAGAUUUCAGACGCGUCAGUUCUGAUCCAGUCAGACAAUCUGGUCUCGGUGUAUUACAUCCAAAAAGAAGGGGGGACAAGAUCUACAGCUCUACAAAAAGAAUGCAGCAGGAUAAUGUCCUGGGCAGAACAUCAUCGCAUCUCUCUGAUGGCGACGCACAUAAAAGGGUCUCUAAAUUAUCAAGCCGACUGGUUAAGCCGACGGAAGUUAGAUCCCAACGAAUGGGAACUGAAUCCCAAGUAUUUUGCUCAGAUAACCCGCAAAUGGGGGUUACCCGUAUGGGACUUGAUGGCCACGAGACGCAACAAGAAGGUACUGAAGUUUUGCUCAAGAUAUUGCACAGACCUUCCGGAUCAUCUGGAUGCCUUCACCAUGAGCUGGAAAGACCUCUUUGUUUAUCUCUUCCCUCCAAUUCCAUUAAUCAACAAGAUUCUGAACAAGAUCAUCAUAGACGAGCCGGCAGCUCUACUAAUCGCACCCUUUUGGCCCCGGAGGGCCUGGUUUCCUCUAUUAUUUCGUCUCUCGAGGGGAGAAUAUUGGAAGCUACCGCUAGAAAAGGAUCUCCUCCUGCAGAACGGAUUAUAUCACCAACAUCUCGACAGAUUACAUCUGACUCUCUGGAUUUUGAGAGGGAAAGAUUCAGACAGAGAGGAUUAUCAGAUGAAGUAAUAGAGACCUUACUAGCAGCUAGAAGACCUUCUACUAACUUAUUGUAUGCGAAGCUCUGGAAAAAGUUUAGCUCCUGGAGAGAAGAGAAGGGGCUGACAGAGAUCUCUGUAUCUGUUAUUUUACAGUUUCUACAAGAAGGAUUUCUA